Messenger RNA from Rotaria sp. Silwood2, 906 nucleotides. NCBI's taxonomy places the organism in Eukaryota, Metazoa, Rotifera, Eurotatoria, Philodinida, Philodinidae. The record is from the annotation of a GenBank genome assembly.
AUGUCUACUCGACCUCGUGUUAUAAAUAUUGAAGAAGUAUUAGUUAAAUUCGCAUUACCUCGUUUAACAUCAUCAAUAUAUGAACGCAUUCGUUAUUUUUCACGGUUAGUAUCUCCAGGUGUUUUUACGUCAGGUGGUCUCUUAAUUAUGCCUCCAAAAAAAGGAGGAACAGGUGCAAGUAAACAAAGGCAACAUUUAUUUUAUUCACAACAAGGUCAAACAGCAGUAGCUGAUGUUGGAGGAACAAUGGCGAUGAGUCAUAGUCCAAGAACAAAGGCUUCUACACAAACAAAGGAUUCUACAGGAACAAAGGCAGGCUUAAACAAGCAAUCAAAUUUUAGUAUUGCACCUCUAAUUCUAGAGGGCACUAUAUCAUCAUUUGCUCACUUGUUUCGAUUUGUGAGAACUUCAAUUCAACUGAAUCAAUACAUUACCAACGCUCCUGUUAAUGGAAUACUAACUGUCGUAUUGAACAAUGGUACAAUGUCGACACAUUGCAUAUCAAACACUUAUUGGGGCAAUGCUCGUUCAUGUGUUACUAGUGUUUCUUGUGUACGUUCUGAAGGUUUUUAUUGUAGAAAAUCAUUUUGUAUGCAAUAUUGGAUUGAACCGUUCCAAAAAAUACCGGGUUUAUUUGUAAGUUGUCUACUUGUUGAUUCUCUUCUUGCAUCUUCACUUAAAUGUUUUUAUAAUGCAUCAUGUAUUCAAAUGCUUAUUAAAUGGCGUUCAUUUGAUUCAUCGAGUUUUACAGCAGAUUCUCGUAUAAUGAAUGUCACUGCACUUGAUCCAACUAUUCAUAGUCGUUUUUCUCCUGAUAUGAUAUUAGAUAAAAUUAUUUCACAAUUAUUUAUUGAAGAUUGGACGACUUCUACUAAUUAUAGCUCUUAUUAUAAUACUUAUAUUUAA